This is a messenger RNA of Oreochromis niloticus (Nile tilapia), 6886 nucleotides long. RefSeq names its product p21 protein (Cdc42/Rac)-activated kinase 1 (gene pak1). Gene Ontology annotation, molecular function: ATP binding; protein serine/threonine kinase activity. The transcript has 17 exons. The record is from RefSeq and is a predicted model, not a curated record. Gene Ontology annotation, biological process: protein phosphorylation. NCBI's taxonomy places the organism in Eukaryota, Metazoa, Chordata, Actinopteri, Cichliformes, Cichlidae. The coding region runs from base 279 to 2030 and encodes 583 amino acids.
UGCGCCUCGCUAACAAUAGGCUGGGUUCGGCAAGUUUACUGUUAAAAAAGCAGCCAGGAGGGAGACGGAGCACAGCAGGGCUGAGCCGACAGGGUAGCGGAGUUUUCCCACUACAGGAGACGUGGUGUCCCGGUGUCGGAAAUUACCACGCAGGCACUGUGGGAUUUACAUUUACGACCGGACAAGUGGCUGCAGGUUCAACGAGUCUCUGCCUUUGUGUGACAGGAGCGAGCUACACGUCACGUUAACAGGAACGGUCGGCUGCAGCCUAUCUGAAGAUGUCUGAUAAUGGGGAGGUCGAGGACAAGCCCCCAGCUCCGCCCAUGAGGAACACCAGCACCAUGAUUGGCUCCUGCAACAAGGACCCUGUCCCCCUCAACCAUGGCUCCAAGCCCCUCCCUCCAAACCCGGAGGACAAGAAGAAGAAAGACCGCUCCAUUCGAUUCAUCCUGACAGGAGGAGGCGAUAAAACCUAUAAGAGGAAGGAGCGCCCAGAGAUCUCUCUGCCGUCAGACUUCGAACACACCAUCCAUGUCGGCUUUGAUGCUGUUACCGGGGAGUUCACUGGAAUGCCGGAGCAGUGGGCUCGGCUUCUGCAGACAUCCAACAUCACCAAGCUGGAGCAGAAGAAGAACCCUCAGGCCGUCCUCGAUGUUUUAAAGUUCUAUGACUCAAAAGAAACGACCAACAGCCAGAAGUACAUGAGCUUCACUGAUAAAACUGCUGACGCCUUCAGCUCCUCCGCCACAACGCUUGGCCACCAGCCGAGCGUCAGACUAUCAGCGAGAGACAGAGAGGAAGAGAGGGAUAGAAAGAGCUCCAAGGCCGUGUCGGAGACGCCCGCCAUAGCAACCGUAUCUGAGGAUGAGGACGAAGACGAGGCCGAGCCCCCGCCGGUGAUCGCCCCCCGACCGGAGCACACCAAAUCAAUUUACACUCGCUCGGUGAUCGAGCCCCUACCUCCUCCUCCCACGAAAGAUGCUGCGACUUCGCCCAUCUCUCCACCGACCGCCGCGGCCGCCGCCGUCACUCCCGCCCAACCUGCAGAAGCAGCUCCCAGCAGCCCUCCCAGUGCUAGCCCUGCCCCCGGUCCUUCCUUGCCCCACCCACAGGACAAAGCCAGGAAGAAGAAGAUGUCUGAUGAGGAGAUCUUGGAGAAGCUACGGACGAUCGUCAGUGUGGGCGACCCCAAGAAGAAAUAUACACGAUUUGAGAAGAUUGGACAGGGGGCGUCUGGGACGGUGUACACAGCUAUCGACGUCGCCACAGGACAGGAGGUUGCCAUCAAACAGAUGAACCUGCAGCAGCAGCCGAAAAAGGAGCUGAUCAUCAACGAGAUUCUGGUGAUGAGGGAAAACAAGAACCCAAACAUAGUCAACUACCUGGACAGUUAUCUGGUGGGUGAUGAGCUCUGGGUGGUGAUGGAGUACCUGGCCGGAGGUUCGCUGACUGAUGUCGUAACAGAAACUUGCAUGGAUGAAGCCCAGAUUGCUGCUGUGUGCAGAGAGUGUCUCCAGGCGUUGGAGUUCCUGCACUCAAACCAGGUCAUCCAUCGAGACAUCAAGAGCGACAACAUCCUGCUGGGCAUGGACGGCUCCGUCAAGCUCACUGACUUCGGAUUCUGCGCUCAGAUCACUCCUGAGCAGAGUAAACGCAGCACCAUGGUCGGCACGCCGUACUGGAUGGCUCCGGAGGUCGUGACCCGCAAAGCUUACGGUCCCAAAGUGGACAUCUGGUCUCUGGGCAUCAUGGCGAUAGAGAUGGUGGAGGGAGAGCCGCCGUACCUGAACGAGAAUCCGCUCAGGGCGCUGUAUCUCAUAGCAACCAACGGGACGCCGGAGCUGCAGAACCCGGAGAAGCUGUCGACAAUAUUCAGAGACUUCCUGAACCGAUGUCUGGAGAUGGACGUGGAGAAGAGAGGCUCGGCUAAAGAGCUGCUGCAGCAUCAGUUUCUGAAGAUGGCGAAGCCGCUCUCCAGUCUGACUCCUCUCAUUCUGGCGGCGAAAGAGGCGGCCAAGAACAACCGCUAGCUCUUCUUUGGCUCCUCCCUUCUGUCUCUGUGUGUCUGUCGUCCCUCCUGUGAAGGCGGCGAUGGCUGCUGGCUGGGUUUGUCCAACCGUUUGAACGCCUUCACUCUUUCUCUCCUUCCUUGUUUUUCUGUUUUUACCUCCUCCUUCACCCCGUCACCUUUGACCCCAAGCUCGACCUCCCUUUUCCCCCAACCCCAACUCCACACUCACAGGGAUGAUGAAAGGUAACAUCUCCUUCUUCGACACUCCACUGGACUCAGACAGGAAGGCGGGGCCUAACUGUAAUGAAGUGAUGUCAUUUCUGACAUCAUCACCCUCUCAGCCGGCAUGAACAACCACAGUAUGGGAGCGAGAGCCCAAAGACUCUUUUUUUUUUUUUUUUAAUGAUGUUUGAUUGAUUUCUAACUUGUCUGUAAACACCCCGGACCACCAACAGCCAACCAGCGCCCACUGAGUGUGUGUGUGUCUGUGUGUGUGUGUUUUAACUUCCUGUGAUGCAUCGGCGGAUACGGCCGUACCCGUUUCAUCAUCUUCUAAAAGUGCAUUUGUUGAUUUUCAUUUUAUUAUUAUUUUUUUUAGCGCGUGAUUGUGAGUGUCACAGCGGGGGAUGUUGGGUUAUUACUUCUGUUGAUUGUAGCGUUAAAUUCUGUAGUUUCUGACACGGAGCAGACGAUUUGUGGUACGUUGUCGUGUCUGCAGUGUGAGCUGUGAGUUAGAGGAGAUGAUUAAUUAUAAGGAGGAAACACUGGUGGACCCAGAGCCGUCGAUGGACCCAGUUUGCACACGUUUUUCUCUGGAAGCUUUCAUUUUAUGCUGAGAGGAAAUCAUUCACAGCUGUAGGGUUCAAAAUCAGGAGCAGAGUGCAGAAUAUGAAGUACAAUCAAAAACUUCAAGGAGAAAGAAAUGUAGAAAUCAAAAACCUUGUUUUCAGUGUUAUCUUCUGGUGCACCUCUGGACAGACGUUAGCACUGCUGCUAUCCCGUUAUGUCCCCUAACAGCUGUGAGGCAUUACAGGUGCUGGAUCUCCUCCAGCACACCAACAUCUGCAGUCCUAUAAGCAUCUCAAGAAGUGAACCCUGGCUUUAAAUAUUCAUAUAGAUAUGAUUACACGACUGUGAAGGUCAGUCGACCUCUCAGUGUCUGAACCCAAACUUGAGGGUCCCACAUGUGAGUGAGGCCUCGGUCACACAGGCCUAGAGACUGACUGGCAGCCAACAGUCGCUAGGAAAAAAUUAGCAUUGAACAACUGGCUUGCUUGCGGUGAUCAUUAGAUAAAACUCAUCACAAACAGCCACACGAGCUGCACUGAAAGCCUUCAUGCGACUGCACUGGUCCAUGAUUCGUAUGGAAGACGCAGGUUUAUCAGCAAACAGUUGCUAUCUCGCUAAAGCUGCAUACUCACUGGAAGCGAACGUACGAGUCUCCGGGUGUCUCAGUAAACAGCUAACGUAUUUACUACCAAUCGCAGGUAUUCCUUGGUCUCAAGUUUAUAUUUGGGUCCCGCCCUCUUCCCAUUGGUUUAAGUCCCGAAAUGUUAUUCACCGCUUACGUCACGUCGCUGCAAAUCACUUCCAGUGUGCAAGUAGCAUUAGGGGUAGUGAAGCUGUGAAGAACGAUGGUUUUGCGUCACUCAGGGCCUAGCAGACCUGCAGAGAUAGAAAAUAAAACUUCUUUAUGGUUUAUAGAGCAAUAAGACAGGUUUAGAAGUCACAUGAAUCAACAGCAAAAAAGAGGAAAAGAAGCUCCUGCAACAGCUGCUCAUAAGGAUCCACAUUCCUUAUUGACACUGUUCAUGAAACAACGAGCUGCAGACGCUCACUGAGAUCGGGGGUGAGGAUUGGUCGGUACAUGACCGUUUUGCACAUGCUGAUCUCUGAUCUCUGCGUAAGUUUCUGUGAGCUUCCUAACUCUGAUCGCUCAGAGUUAAACCCGAAGUUAUCUUGUCAGCUCUAAUCCUGCUUCGACCUCUGUGCUGUUGAUAUCCUGUACGAGAGGAAAAUCAAACUCUGUGUUUAUCCAUCACCAAACAUGAGAAGUGGCUCCAUCUGCGGCUCUGGGGCUUCAGUCUGCGGGCUCGGCGCUCAGGCUGAGGGAGAGAAUGUGCAUGUGAACAAACUUUUUUUUAUACGGUACGUUAAAGAUAGAGAGAAACAAAAUAAUGAGUUGUGAUGAUGCUGAAACGUGCAGUCACGAAGGACGCCUGUGUACGAUACGGGAGAUCAUAUCUUAAUCCUAUUUUUUAGAAGCGAGAUGGUACGACGUCGUUUUCGUCCUGCCUGGACGACUGUGCGAUACGAGGUGUAUAUUUUACAAGAUGACAAAAAAUGAAAGCAACAAUCUGUUUUUGCCUUUGUUUACAAACUCACUGUUUUUAUUUGAUUGUUUUUAGCUGAUCGAACAUAGAAAAUUUGUCGUUUUUGAUUCAGAUGUCAAUAUUUGAGUACGUGUUUUGGAACAAAAAUUUUGUUGUUAGCAAAAAAAAGAAAAAAAGGAAAAACUCCUGUUUCAGGUUCAGAUCCUGCAAGAGCCAAAGCAUCCAUCAGCAGCCACGACUGUUUGCUCACACAACGAACACUUGCAAUGUAAAUACUCAGCAGACGUUUCCAAAACACUUAUUCAAAACCGUCUCUAUGAUUUUAUUGUUUUUAUGUAUUGUUAAUGUACCUCUGGCCUUAAACUGUUUCAAAGAUGCAGGACUGCUUUUCUAUCAGAGUGACGGCAACGAUCCACAGCAACAUUUGAGGGAUGCAGCUUGCUGUAAUCUGCUGAUUCUUCUCUUUGUUUUUCAGUUAAUCUGUAAAUUUCUCAAAUAUUGAAAAAAGUGAAAGCAUGUUUGUCUCACUUACCCAGUUUGACAUCUGUAGAAGUUUGCUAUGUGACAAAAAAAGAGUCCAAAAGCAGCAGCGAUUGAUUUUCUCUAAAAAGGUGACGAUAAAGUCGUCACAGAUGAUACGUUUCCUAACCUGUAGUCUCGUAAAUUGUGAUUUUUUACUUAAAUUUUUUUUUUACUAAACUUCAGUGAUCAGAGGACAAGAAAGCAUCCUUACUAACUAGCACAUAUCAAGAAAUAUUGACAUCUCCUGUCUCCAAAAGUGGAAGCCUGUGAUGGGUUAAAUCUCUCACGCGGUUAAUCGAUUACCAAACAGUUGCAGGUUAUUUUCUAAUAGUUGCAGCAUUGGCAGAUGUAUUAACAUAGCAUUCAGGGUUUUUCCUGGCUUAAAGUGAGCCUUUGUGGGACGAUUAAACAUGACUGAUCUGUAAAUCGUGAUGACAAAGAAUCCGGUCUCCUGUUCUUUUUGGCCAUGUGAUAAACAAAAGUGUUUUUUAAGCUUGAAAACAUGAAACCCCUUUCACAAAGAAUCACAGUCCUACUGGAAGACCAACCCUUUAAUGUGGAUGAUAAACUCAUGUUAAUGAUCUUUUUGAGGGCACAGAUUUGGACAAUGGCUGCUGAAGUGUCAUUAAGCAAGGCACCGAAGUAAACAUCCAAAGCCUGUGUGAAGUGUGUGACCCACCACCGUGCAUCUUUAUGUCCUGGUCUGAACCCCGCCGCUGAGCUGAGCUGGACUUAAAGGGCUGUUCUGUGGUUACUCUGAAGCAAAAGUGUGUUUUAAAGUGGACCUAUACAUGCUCACUUCAACUGCUGCAGCUUUGUAUGAUUCACAGUUCAGAUUAAUCUUUUUUUAUCUAAUACUGGGCCUCAGUGCAGCCCCUCACCCCUCGCUUUAAAGGUUCGUUUUGUAAAACCUCGUGACUGGCAAGAGUUGAAAAUGAACAAACUGUCAAUAGACUGUAAAUAACAUUUAGGUUGUGAUGUCAAGGACAGAUGUGUAUUGUGCUGCAGUGGUAUCAACUGAAGGUUAAAUAGGGCCGUGCUGCAGGCUUGUGCAAUACCAUUUUGAACCACAAGAUGGUGCAGCAUGAAACAUUUAAAUUGAAUUCAAGCUGCUUUUAGCUCAACAUUUGUUCAAACUUCACGUUAUUGUCAUACUUAUGUGUACCAACUAAAAGAGAACAGGUAUAGAACUAUUAGAUUAGUUAGAAGUCGGCUUUUGGGGAUUCACACCUAUACUAAAACGAGUUUGGGAAAUGCUGCCACCUUGUGGUGAAAGUUUUUGUUUUAUUUUUCUAGGGUUUUUACAAAAGCACCUUUAAAGGUCACCCUCCCUUUAAGCUAACUUUCCUCUGCCUCUCACAAAAGGAAAAAACGUCUUUUGUGUCUGAGACAACCAUAUUAGGAACGUCCACUCUCUAUGAUGUCAUCCAGAGCCAAGAGUUAAAAAAAGAAAUACUGUCUGAAACUGAGCAUUUAAAACAGUCUGAGUCCUGAGCUUGAAACUGAAAUAAAACAAUACAGGAAAUAACAGAAUGAAAAACAAUAAAUAAAAGGAACAAAAGCCUAUUUUGAAGCUGCUACCUAAAUAAAUGGGAGGAGAGAUUUAGUAAGAGCUAAAGAUAUGCAUAAUAGGUCCACUUUAACACCAGCAAAACAGAAAAUGUUAAAUGUCUCUACCUGAGCUGUCUGCAGGUGUACAAACACAGAAUAUUUGCUCUAAGUGAUCCUUUAAAUCUCAGUAAAAUGUUUUAUUACCUUUUUAAUGUUUUUCUGAUUGGUGGUACUCAUCUGUGAGGUCAUUACUAUGACGUACUUUGGUAAAAUUCAUCAUUUUACUGUAGGAGGUGACUCUGUCCUCACAGCAGUUCAGAGGGGCGGGUUCAGACUUGGUACGGUCCAAAUGAAGGUCAAAUGAAGUCUUCGCUCCCCGCUGUAUCAGAGCCAUAAUUUAUCUGUUUCUCAGUCAUUUUGGAUUUUUUUGAAACAACUCUAAAAAAAUAAAAACUACAAAAAUUGAAAA